Molecule: messenger RNA, 1373 nt
Organism: Phanerochaete carnosa HHB-10118-sp
Lineage: Eukaryota; Fungi; Basidiomycota; Agaricomycetes; Polyporales; Phanerochaetaceae
Exons: 1
Coding region: 93-1202 (369 amino acids)
Source: RefSeq, a predicted model, not a curated record
ACGCACGUUCUAAUCAAAGUAGCCCUGAAUGCAUAUAGCGUCUCCUCUCCGUCCCUCUCUCCUGCGUACGCCCCUCUUUCGGCCUGCAUGUUAUGGAACGCUGUCCCGUCGAGCUCUGGUUGAGGAUCGUCACCCUCGCCUGCACAGACGGGGGAUACACAGGCUGCAGUCUAUGUCUUGUGUCUCAGAGGAUGAGACAUAUAGUGGAGAGUGUUCGCUUCUUAUCUAUCUCGCUCGUUCACGAAGAGCAGCUGCUUGCCUUUUCACGCCUGCUACCUGACCCAGACUCCCAGUACUCUCCACCCGUGAUUCGACACCUCCUCAUAUUCGUCAAAUUAUACUUUCGCAGUGACCCCGAGGGGAAGUCGAGGGGCGAAAGCUUGCAGCAGGCUACUCGAAAGAUUAUCUCCGUGGCUGCGCCCAAUGUGGAGACCCUCGUCGUACAUCAAGCCAGAUACGACCUUGUGUUCUCUAUGCUCAAAUUUCCCGCCCUCCGUGACCUUUCACUCGACGGGCUGAGCUCCAGCUCUGAAAUAAACAUCUCCCGCUUCCCCGCCCUUCGUCGUCUGCAUCUCGGCUCGAGCCAGGUCCUCCUUGACUUCUGGUCAGACCUGGCGCACUUCGCUCGCUCCCUCACACACCUCCGGAUCUCUGGCAUUGCCCUGAGUAGGACAAUCUCUCCAUUCCUCCUCAUCCUCCUCGAUCUGCCCAUUCAAAACCACGCUGAAAGUAUCGCCGCGAUAAGGAGGGACAACGAAUACACGCUGAGUUCGGCAGACGCCGCGAAUGCCGUUGCUUUUGCGGAAGGGCUCCCCGCGCUGGAACACAUCGUCAUACAGCCCUAUAAAAUUGGCAUCGUCAGCCGACGCGCUCCGGGCAUUCGCGAACACUACUUAAUGAAGUAUGGGUUAGUUAGGAUCGCGCGCGCGUGCGCUCAAGCGCAGGGCACCAAGAAGCUGUACGUACUGCCUGAUAGUCCGGCGUACAGCGUUGACGAGGCACGGAGGGAUUGGCUGGAGAUGGUUGAAGGCGGCGAUGGGCCUUGGUCCGCGAGCGCAGACGGGUAUGGCGUCGGAGCGUCUGUUCAUAACCAGAGGCAAGAAGAACAUGGGGCUCACGAUGUCCGGCCUCCGCCUCAUCUACUCCGCCGCAUCCCACACCAGGCUCUACCCACCGAAGGUGAGCUCCCACCGACUUCAUGAGUUCAUACAUUGAUUUGUGCGGCUUUGGCAGUCAGGAGUUAUGAUUCCGCUCAUUCCUCUGAGAGCUGAAUUGAUGAAAAUACACUGGUAAUAAUUUGGUUCACGAUAUUGCCAAGAGCAGGACAGGACCUAUGAGGAUGAUUUUUAUGAGAUUAUUAUGCUGCGAUGAUG